Messenger RNA from Solanum pennellii, 804 nucleotides. RefSeq names its product formin-like protein 20. The transcript has a single exon. NCBI's taxonomy places the organism in Eukaryota, Viridiplantae, Streptophyta, Magnoliopsida, Solanales, Solanaceae. The coding region runs from base 1 to 804 and encodes 267 amino acids. The record is from RefSeq and is a predicted model, not a curated record. Gene Ontology annotation, biological process: response to osmotic stress; cellular response to nitrogen starvation.
AUGGCUUGUUUUGCAAUAUUUAUGCUUUUGGUUUCUAUGUUAGUUUGUGUUGCACCAUGUUUUGAAGCAAGAACACAAUGGAACAACAUGGAUAAGGAGGUCACUAACCUUGCUUCUUCGGCCCCAUACAAAGAAGGUCAUAUUUAUGGCAACUUGAAUACUGGACCUAGUCCUAGAGAAGGACAUUCUGGCCCACCUCCUAAAAUUGGUAAUGUUUAUGGAAACUUGAAUACUGGACCUAGUCCUGGAGAAGGACAUUCUGGCCCACCUCCUAGAAUUGGUAAUGUUUAUGGAAACUUGAAUACUGGACCUAGUCCUGGAGAAGGACAUUCUGGCCCACCUCCUAGAAUUGGUAAUGUUUAUGGAAACUUGAAUACUGGACCUAGUCCUGGAGAAGGACAUUCUGGCCCACCUCCUAGAAUCGGUAAUGUUUAUGGAAACUUGAAUACUGGACCUAGUCCCGGAGAAGGACAUUCUGGCCCACCUCCUAGAAUUGAUUAUAUUUAUGGAAACUUGAAUACUGGACCUAGUCCUGGAGAAGGACAUUCUGGCCCACCUCCUAGAGUUGGUAAUGUUUAUGGAAACUUGAAUACUGGACCUAGUCCUGGAGAAGGACAUUCUGGCCCACCUCCAAGAAUUGGUUAUUUUUAUGGAAAAUUGAAUACUGGACCUAGGCCUGGAGCCGGACAUUCUGGCCCACCUCCUAGAAUGGGUCAUGUUUAUGGCAACUUGAAUACUGGGCCUAGUCCUGGAGAAGGACAUUCUGGUCCACCUCCUAAAAUUGGCCAUGUUUAUGGCAAUUAA